CAAAGAUGGUCGGUGUUUCUGGUUCAUGUCUCUGAAUGACUGAAGUCCAGAAGAUGGAUGAUUGUGUGGAGAAAGAGGAGGAGAGACCAGAGUCUCCAGGAUCCAUCUGUCUGUCUAUGAAGAGUGACCGGUCCAAAGAUGAUCCUCCAAACUUCAGUAAAGAACCUGGACCCUCAGACACAAAAGGUCGGUACCGCAGUCAGAGACCAGAGUCUCCAGGAUCCAUCUGUCUGUCUAUGAAGAGUGACUGGUCCAAAGAUCAACCUCCAAACUUCAGUAAAGAACCUGGACCCUCAGACACAAAAGGGAGGAAGAGGAGAGGAGUUUGUGUGGAGGAGCAGCCGUCCUGCUGUCCUUUGUGUCAGGACAUCCUGAAGGAUCCAGUCUCUAGCAGCUGUGGACACUGGUUCUGCAGACGCUGCAUGAGCUCAUAUUGGGACCAGUCUGCUCCACCAGGACCGUCCUCCUGUCCCCAGUGUGGAAAAAGAUCCAGAACCAGAGCUGGACUGCAGACAGCCAGUCAGAGCAGAACUGUACCAGCAGAUGCUGGUCUGCAGGAGGUCCUAGAUGAACACAAGACCAGUCUGAGGAGGAGAUGUGAACAUGUGACUGAAGGAACUGAUGAACCAGGAAGUAGAACCUCCCUCAACAGGAUCUACACGGAGCUCUUCAUCACAGAGGGACUGAGUGAAGAGGUUGAUACCCAACAUGAGGUGAGGCAGCUGGAGACAGCUUCCAGGAUGAAGAGCCUCCAUGACGCUCCAAUCAGGUGCCAGGACAUCUUUAAAGCCUUACCUGACCAACGUGGAGCCAUCAGAGUGGUUCUGACCAACGGCGUCGCUGGCGCUGGGAAAACCUUCUCGGUUCAGAAGUUCUCUCUGGACUGGGCCAAGGGCUCGGAGAACCAAGACGUCACCGUGGUGAUUCUGCUCUCGUUCAGGGAGCUGCACCUGAUCGGAGAUGAGCAGUUCAGUCUUCUCAGGCUGAUCCAGGUUUUCCAUCCAUCGUUACAGAAGCUCACAGCAGAGCAGCUGGCUGCCGGGAAACCGUUGUUCAUCUUUGACGGCCUGGAUGAAAGCAGACGUUCCCUGGACUUCAACAACGGUCCGGUCGUGUCUGACGUCACACAGAGCUCAUGGGUCAACGUGCUGCUGACCAACCUCAUCCAGGGGAACCUGCUUCCCUCAGCUCUCCUCUGGAUCACUUCCAGACCUGCAGCAGCCAAUCAGAUCCCUCACAAACACGUGGACAGGGUGACAGAAGUACGAGGCUUCACCGACGGCCAGAAGGAGGAAUACUUCAGGAAGAGGUUCAGGGAUGAAGAGCGGUCCAGCAGCAUCGUCUCCCACAUGAAGACAUCCAGAACCCUCCACAUCAUGUGUCAACUCCCGGUCUUCUGCUGGAUCACUGCUACAGUUCUGGACCACAUGUUGACCACAGAGCAGAGAGGAGAGCUGCCCAAGACCCUGACUGACAUGUUCUCCCACUUCCUGGUGGUCCAGACAAAGAGGAAGAAGAACAAGUACCAGGAGGGACAUGAGACGAGUCCACAGGAGCUGACGGAGGCUGACAGGGACUUUCUCCUGAAGCUGGGGAGGCUGGCGUUUGAACAUCUGGAGAAAGGAAACAUCAUGUUCUACCAAGAAGACCUGGAGCAGUGUGGUCUUGAUGUCGCAGAGGCCUCGGUGUACUCAGGAGUUUGUACCCAGAUCUUCAGGAGAGAGUGUGAGAUCUUCCAGAAACCUGUCUACUGCUUUGUUCAUCUGAGCGUCCAGGAGUUCCUGGCUGCAGUCUACGUGCUCCACUGUUGCUCCACCAGGAACACAGAUGUGCUGGAGAACUUCCUGGGAGGAAACUCCAAAUACUCAUCUCUGGAUAAGUUCCUGAAGAGAGUCAUGCAGAAAUCCCUGGAGAGUAAAAAUGGCCACCUGGACCUGUUUGUCCGCUUCCUUCAUGGUCUUUCUGUGGAGUCCAACCAAAGACUCUUAGGAGUUCUGCUGAACCAGACGGAGAACCAUCCAGAAACCAUCCAGAGAGUCAUCAACAACCUGAAGGAGAUGAACACUGACAGAUUCUCUCCUGACAGAAGCAUCAACAUCUUCCAGUGUCUGAUGGAGAUGAACGACCUCUCAGUUCAUCAGCAGAUCCAAGAGUUCCUGAAGUCAGAGAACAGAUCAGAGCAGGAACUCUCUGAGAUCCAGUGUUCAGCUCUGGCCUACAUGCUGCAGAUGUCGGAGGAGGUUCUGGAUGAGUUGGACCUGAACAAGUACAAGACAACAUUGUGGGGUCGAGUGAGACUGAUUCCAGCUGUGAGGAACUGCAGAAAGGCUCGAUUUGUUGAUUGUCAUCUCUCAAAGACUCACUAUGAAGUUGUUGCGUCCGCUCUGAAGUCCAACCCCUCCCAUCUGACAGAACUGGACCUGAGUCAGAACCAGAAGCUGCAGGGUUCAAGAGUGAAGCUUCUGUCUGGUGGACUGGAGAGUCCAAACUGUAGACUGGAGACUCUGAGGUCAGUCCACUGGAGAUGUUUCCACAUUUAUACAGUUAUCACCACCAAAACUACGAUGCCCUACCGCUGCAGAUCCACUCCAAAGUUUGCAGUGAAAUCCUUCCACACUGCUGCUUAA
Cololabis saira (Pacific saury) is the source of this 2627-nucleotide messenger RNA. RefSeq names its product protein NLRC3-like. Bases 36 to 2627 code for a protein of 863 amino acids. The record is from RefSeq and is a predicted model, not a curated record. Lineage: Eukaryota; Metazoa; Chordata; Actinopteri; Beloniformes; Belonidae. The transcript has 6 exons.